AAUGGCGGCUCGCUGCAUGUGAAGGAGACAACACCGGAGCCGGCUUUAUGAUAUGAGAACAUGUAUAAGACGCCAUGUAGCAGACUGUCAGGUUUGGUUGGUGUAAGCGUGAAACAGCAAUUAGUCAAAAAUGUUCCCGUAUGUACUCGGACUGCUCGCAGCCUUAUUCAGCUCCACAGAAGAGAUCCAUCAAACUGGCUGACAUACCAGCACCUCAAUUUCCUGAAACGCCAGUAUGUUACAAAGAACAACAGUGAGCUUCACCAACGUGCCAUCCCAAAACAGGCCCCUGCCCUGACCAUUGUGGAUGAUAGAGAUGACAGCAUUGAAAGACAGGUGCAGAGAAUAUCAACCAUUGAUCCUGUGGUCACCGAUACCGUUUCACAGCCAGAAGACGUUGUCACCAGUAAAGCACAGCCUGAAAUCACCAUCUUAAAGCCCAAUACAGAAGAUGCAACAGUACAGCAAGAUUCUGUGUCUAGUACGGUCGGGACUUCAGAUGAGACUCCCCAUGUCCACGUGGAGACGGACGAGGCCAGGGAGGCUCGUCUAGACAGACAAUGGAAACAGCUGAAGGUUGAUGUGGCUGACUUGCCAGAUGUCUAUGCUAGGCUUGCCAAAAUCAAACUCACAGCACUGGUGGUUAUAAGUGGAGCAGCCGGCUUUGCAAUGGCUCCAGUGCCCUUUGACCCCAUCAUGUUCUUCGUGUCUUCUCUGGGAACCGGCCUUGCCUCUUGUGCUGCCAAUUCAAUCAACCAGUACUUUGAGGUGCCCUUCGACUCCAACAUGAACCGUACAAAGAACCGCCCACUCGUCAGAGGACAAAUCAGCCCCCUCCAUGCCGUGUCCUUCGCUCUGGCAUGUGGAAUUCCCGGAGUCGCCCUGCUCACGCUGGCGGUUAACCCCCUCACGGGCUUCCUGGGUGCUCUCAACAUCUUUCUCUACACCUGCUGCUACACACCGCUCAAGAGGCUCAGCAUCACCAACACCUGGGUGGGAGCAGUGGUGGGUGCCAUACCUCCCGUCAUGGGCUGGACGGCUGCUACGGGCUCUCUGGAUCUAGGUGCUUUGUUGAUGGGUGGUUUCCUGUUCAGCUGGCAGUUUCCUCACUUCAACGCCCUCAGCUGGAACUUGAGGGAAGACUACUCCCGCGGCGGCUACCGCAUGAUGUCCGUCACCCACCCCGGCAUGUGCAAGCGGGUGGCCCUGCGGCACAGCGUGGGGCUCAUCGGCCUGUCCACCCUGGCGCCCGUGCUGGAUGUCACCGCCUGGACCUUCCCCGUCGUCUCCCUGCCCAUCAACCUGUACAUCAGCUACCUGGCCUUCCAGUUCUACCGCAAGGGAGACCGCAGCAGCGCCCGCAAGCUCUUCUUCUGCAGCCUGUGGCACCUGCCCAUGCUGCUGCUGCUGGCGCUCCUUUGCAAGAAGCGCAGGAAUCAGGAGGAACCGACUCUACCUCCAGCUUCUUUACCACUCACACUGCAGAGCUAGCUAUAAAUGCCUCUGAGACCUUUAUUUUUAAACUGAGACACUCUCUGUGUCUCCUUUAACCACUUGUUGUGCUUGGAAGGGUCAGGAUGAUGGACACAUUAUGUUAUCUGUGUGUUUAAUAGAAGGCAGCGGAGCUCAAUGAGCUGGAAAUGAUUUGGAUCAAAGUAGCUGAUUUACAGAAAACACAGUGAAUUAUUACAUCAGGUUGUAAUCAUUUCAGCGUGUGUGCACUGUAUAUAUAUAUUCUGUAUUUAUUUAUAUAGGGGCCCACCGGUUUCUCUCCAUGUUGUACAUGACUGAUGGUGAAUAUAUUGUACAGUAAAUGCUCCUAUGGAUCCACACGGGGAUCAGUCUGCAGAUUACUUAUUGCAUUGUACAAAUGCAAAAUAGAAGAAGAGAAUUUGUAUGGACGUGAAGCCAUCAUGUAAUCACAAGAUUUAUGUUUGAUUUUCAGUCAGUGUAUAAAAAUAGGACAGCUAUAAUCUCUCUGAAGCAGCUACGACUCUUCAGUGUUUGACUUCUACCUGAUCCCUGUUACUUGACACUUUGUAAGCCUCGUGGUUAUUUUGCUGCUCAGCAAACACACUGAUGGGUCUUUACUCAUUUUCAUAUAAUGGUUCAAUUCAACACGGUUCGCCCGGCACCAAAACAAAGGGAAUAGCUUACCCCUGUAUGAAACACAAGGGCAAAUAUUCUCUAACAAUAAACGCGUCAUGAUUGUAAUUCUGUCUUUUGUGUCAUCAUUUGCUGUUUCCACUUAAAACCCCAUUUAAAGGUUGUAAAUUAUGCAUGAAUGACUGUGUACCUGAAGUAAAAGGCUGCAUACACAUAGCACUACACCGCCUCGUUAGGUGGUGCUGACUCCACAUAAUAUAUGGAUUUAAGUUUCAAUUAUAGCCUUAGUGGAUAUGCUUUAAGGACAAAUCACCGACCCUCCAAUAAGCUCUAUUUAACAGGCCACCUCUGCACCUGUCAGUCAACAUGUGCUCCCCUUCCGCCCUUUACCCCUAGUUUUGGUAUUUGGUUACAAUUCCAUCACCGCACUCGGACAAAACAAGCGUCCCCUUCCCCUUACGGCCGCCCUCCAUCCAUAAAAGGGGGGACUGUGGGAUUUAGCCAAGGCCGGGAGACCUGAAACGGCUCGACGUCCUCGUAAAGUGUCUGACCGGAUACAGAGUUUCAUAUCA
Centropristis striata (black sea bass) is the source of this 2678-nucleotide messenger RNA. It is a transcript of the gene cox10, whose product is annotated as protoheme IX farnesyltransferase, mitochondrial. Gene Ontology annotation, biological process: heme biosynthetic process. Gene Ontology annotation, cellular component: membrane; mitochondrion. Bases 61 to 1491 code for a protein of 476 amino acids. Lineage: Eukaryota; Metazoa; Chordata; Actinopteri; Perciformes; Serranidae. The transcript is spliced from 7 exons. Gene Ontology annotation, molecular function: protoheme IX farnesyltransferase activity. The record is from RefSeq and is a predicted model, not a curated record.